This is a messenger RNA of Arabis nemorensis, 291 nucleotides long. Lineage: Eukaryota; Viridiplantae; Streptophyta; Magnoliopsida; Brassicales; Brassicaceae. The record is from the annotation of a GenBank genome assembly.
AUGAGACCACUUGCUGACACACCUAGUUCGGUGGAAAAUUCUGACGACAUGGAGAUCGAUCCUGCAGGCGACCUUAGCGGCACAUUCCCAUCCGUGCAGGAACAAAUCCAUGUCGAUGAGAACGUUCACGCAGAGCCUUCUCGUUUGGAGGAUGAGCUCGUUGACACAGACAACGAGUCCGAAGACACUGAGUAUGGCUGCGACAAACGUUGGCUUUACAAGAUUAAGAGAUACAUUGCCAACGGCGUCCUACCUUCUGACAAGUGGGCAGCUCGAAAACUUCGAGCAUAG